GGUAGAUGCUAUUAUUAUUUGCUCCCCUGGUGUGCCAGAAAGCCUCCAGGUUGGUCACAACUCUUUCUGGGCUCAGCAUGUAAGGGAAACUUCACCCACAUGAUAGCCAAGAAGUGUCAAAGAACACAGAAAAGUCAGAAGAAACCAAGACAUCUUGGACCACUAGAUGAUUCCUGGCAGGAAAGGCUGGCUGAUGUUGUGACGCCACUCUGGAGGCUGAGCCAUGAACAGCUCAAGCCUGUCAUCAGUGGCUACCGAAAUAAGUCCACCCUCUCUGUGAACUGAGGCCCAGAUGGCAAUCCAAAGACUGUGGGGUACUACCUGGGAACUUGGAGAGACAGGAACAUGGUCUGUGUACGGUCUAACCAUCUGAAAAACAUCCCCAAGAAACACAGUCAAGUGGCACAGUACUACAAAGUAUUCCUUCGACAGUCCCCAUUGGAGCCCUGCCUUCUGUUUCGUGAAGGUGGGUACUGGCGUGAGCUCAUAGCCCACACCAAUAGCCAAGGGCACACAAUGGCCAUCAUCACUUUCCAUCCCCAGGAAUUAAGGCAGGAGGAGCUCUGUGUUCAGAAGGAGACUGUAAAGAAUUUUUUCACCAAAGGACCAGGAGCAGUCUGUGACUUGACAUCACUUUACUUCCAGGAAAGCACUACGACCCGUUGCAGCCAUCAGCAGUCCCCCUACCAGCUCCUGUUUGGGGAACCCCACAUCUUUGAAGAUCUCCUGGGGUUGAAGAUCUGCAUCUCUCCAGAUGCCUUUUUCCAGGUUAACAUUGCUGGUGCAGAGAUACUGUAUCGGACUGUGGGGGAGCUGAGUGGAGUGAACUCUAACACCAUCCUCCUUGACAUCUGCUGUGUAACUGGUGUGAUUGGUCUCUCUCUGGCUCAGUAUACCUCCUAGGUCCUUGGGAUUGAGUUGGUGGAGCAGGCGGUAGAGGAUGCCAGGUGGACUGCAGCCUUCAAUGGCAUCACCAACUGUGAAUUCCAUACUGGUCGAGCAGAGAAGAUUUUGCCACAGAUACUAAAGUCAAAGGAAGAUGGGCAGUUAAUUGUUGCUGUAGUGAACCCAGCCCGGGCCGGGACUGCCAAUGUGUUUCUUCCUUUAGAUUACCAGGUGGUUCAAGCCAUUCGAAACUACAGGGCCAUCCGCAUACUAGUUUUUGUUUCCUGCAAGCCUCAUGGUGAAAUCACAAGGAACAUCAUUGAGUUGUGCUGUCCUCCAAACUCUGCUAAGAAGUUCCUUGGUGAGCCUUUCGUCCUAAGACAAGCUGUGCCUGUGGAUCUGUUCCCCCACACCCCGCACUGUGAGCUGGUGCUUCUCUUCACUCAAUAAGCAGCCUCCUACAAGCCUGCA
This is a messenger RNA of Delphinapterus leucas (beluga whale), 1356 nucleotides long. Lineage: Eukaryota; Metazoa; Chordata; Mammalia; Artiodactyla; Monodontidae. The record is from RefSeq and is a predicted model, not a curated record.